Molecule: messenger RNA, 2753 nt
Organism: Saccostrea cuccullata (small rock oyster)
Lineage: Eukaryota; Metazoa; Mollusca; Bivalvia; Ostreida; Ostreidae
Exons: 21
Coding region: 201-2402 (733 amino acids)
Source: RefSeq, a predicted model, not a curated record
ACAAAGGAAGUAAAACCCAAGGCAUAACUUUGACAGAGAACAUGAUGCCUGUCUAGUGCUGUCGUGGCCUUCCUUCUGCUCUGUUUACCGAUGUUGUCGAACGUCUCAAGUAAGCGAGCUGCCGAUUGAUCAGUCGGCAGUAAUUAGCCAAUCGAACCGCGUGUUGCACAAAAGCACCUUCACAUCGAAAUUGUUUACAAAUGGCUACUGGGCCGCAAGGAUAUCCAAAAUGGUUAUUAAAUUGCAAACAGAACAUCGGCGAUUCGAAGGAUUGGAAUGUUUUUCUGCGGGAGUUACAUGAUGCGAUUCAGCAGCAGCUGACAGAAAGUCAUGUCCAGUAUUUCAGUGACUUGUCAGAACCAGAGAAAGAACUCUUCAUGGAAAGAGCAACAAAAGCUUUGGAAGGAGGGACCUCAUACAACAACUUAAUGAAGAAGGUGUCCCUGUUGAUGGACCAAAGUCUAAAUGAAGAGGUAUCCAGACAGCUCCUAGAAGAUUCACCGAUCGACACAAAGUCUGAUCUUAUUAUUGAGAAUGCUGAAGAAGGAGCACUUAGCCUGCUGAAGAAAUGGCCAGAGAUGAAGGAGAAACUUCAUGUUUGUUUAAAUCAGCCCCUCCCCCCUCCACUUCGUCAGCUGGCCUGGCGACUUUAUCUCAGUAACACCAAAGUGAGAAAGCAGUAUGUAGACUUGUUGAACACAAAUCCGAGAGCUGCAAUAUCUCAGUAUGAUUAUGAGAUAUCUCAGAAGUGUGAACAACUCAUCAACUCUGAGCCAACCUUUAGUGAUCUCAGGGGAUCUGUGGGUAAUUUCUAUGGAAUGAAGGCUGUUUUGUCAUAUCACCAUUCUGCUCAGAAAACAAAGAACAGAUUGAGAGAUGUUGAUCACCUGCUGGUCGUCCCAUUCCUGGAGGUGGCAAGCUCAAGUAUACCUAGAAAAGAACCACCGGCGGGGAGAGUUGUGGCCCUUUUGGUGGAGGAGUUUGAGACAUUGAUGGGCGGACGUCCAGGAUUUGUAGAGGACUCUGGAUCUGAUUUGCACAAUGAGGAAGUAAGAGCAUUCAUUGACAAAGUGGCUACAAUGCUCUCAGCUAAAUACCCAGAAUCAGUCAAAAACAUUGUGGACAAAUUCAGCCCAUCAAAAGAGAAGAUUGUUGCCACAGAGACGGGUAAUCAAGCCUUACUGAGAGAAGGCCUGAUGGAGAUUUGUCGCCCUAUGUUAAGAAGUCUCUUUGUCACCUACUUGAACCGAGAUACACUGCUGUAUGUGUGGGAUAACUACAUCAUUGGGCUGGACACCCCUGGCUUCUCCACAGAGUGGCUGGCCAUAGUCCUAGUGACUAUACUGGGUCUCACUAAAGAUAAAAUCAAAGAGGCAACAUCUCCUGCUAUGUUAGAAAAAAUCCUAAAAACAGAGAGUUGUAAACUGACAGUGCCACAGAUACAGUACGAGGUUAAGCAGUACUACUAUAAGGACCUGUUUUCCAUGCUCACUAGAGAUUCUAAGGCUGCCAUUCCUGUCUUAGAUCCAACACAAGCUCUGCACCCUCCAUGGAGGCACUGGUACAAUGAUGUCAUCCCUCCCUUUACUAAACCCCAGGACCGACGGAAGGCUAAUGUCACUAGACAAAUUGAGAGAGAAAGGUUGGCACAACAACAGAAGGAUGCAGAGACAGCAAGGAGAGAACAGGAAGCUAGAGACAGAAGGCAUAGACUGAGACUUUAUGGUUUUAUAAAUAUUCCCAAAUCUAAAGAGGAAGAGGAGGAGUACCUGAAGUUGUCUGCCCUUGACAGACAACGAGUGGAACAGGAGCGGAUCAAACUAGAGGAGCAGAUACAGGAGGAGAGAAGACGGAGAGUGGAGGCCGAGAGACGAGCAGCACAGGAAAUAGAAAAUUUACGGCUCGAGAUUGCCGCCUUAAAGAACCAAAAACCUCCUACUCCUGCAUACAGUCCUACCCCAAGUGUGUCUUCAUAUGUCAGUCGUCAACUUCUUGCUCCACCCCCUUCUCGGGUCUCCACUCACGCGCCGCCCCCGGUGAUGGUGGUUAAGGAGGUUAGGACCCCGACCCCUGUACAAACACCAGUGGAACAGAAAAACAAAAUCGUGGCAGACUUCCUUAAUCGGGUUUUAUUAGGCCUGAAUAAAGUUGCUCAUGCAGAGGAUCAAUAUGUGGAGAAAGAAGAACUAGACAGGGCCACACAGGGUUACCUCAUACAAAAUGUCAAAGACAUCAAACGAGCUCAGAAACAGUUGUUCGGUCAGCACCUUAAGCCGGGAGAGUUUGAGAAGUUAUCUCCCAAAGAACAACAGGAAAAGAGUGAAGCCAUGAUAAAACUGAUGCAAACCUGGCGAGAGGAAAGGAGGGAGAAGGAACUAGCCCAGGAUAAAGAUGCGUUCUAAAUCUGGUCCAGUGUGAGGAGGAUUUAGAAACGUGCUAGGGAAUUAGCCCAGGAUAAAGAUGCUUUCUAAAUCUGGUCCAGAGUUACGAUGCUUUAUAAACACUUGCUAUUUAAGGACAAAAAGACACUUUUAGUGAAUAAUUUAUUUAUAGAUGUAAUAUCCUUUUAGUGUUUGCUAUUUCUCUGCUGGUCAGAGAAUUUGAAGUCACUCAAUUAAAAAAAAAAAGAAGAAGAAAAAAUUCUUCAAGACUCAAUGAAUUGAUUUUUUAAUUUAACUUAGUCUAAGAAUUACAUUAUAAAAAUAAUUCAAGAAAACAUUCUUUAAAUUUGCCAUAAUGGUUUUAGGGAUUAA